AAGUCAGAGCGUGGCCUGGGAGGAGGAAAACGCCUGGUUCCCUGCAGCUGGGUCCUCUCAAAAGCCACGCUCCAGGCCGGGGUCCGGGCUGAGACGGAAGCACAGCUGCACACCACUUUCGUAAACCUCGCGGUGCGUAGGCCCCCGUCUUCCUAGCUUGGCGCCAUCGCCAGCCGGUUUCGUCCGUCUGCCGGAGGCUGCUGGAGGCAGCCGGGAGUGCGCAGGUCGCGGCUCCGGCGGCACAGCAGCUCCCUCGGGGGAGGCGCGCUUUGAACGAGCCUCCGGGAGGCAAAGGAGGAGUGCAGCGGCGGAGCUACUGCUGGCGGGCCAUGGGGAGCCUGAAGGAAGAGCUGCUGAAGCCCAUCUGGCACGCUUUCACCGCCCUCGACUUGGACAAGAGCGGUAAAGUCUCCAAGUCGCAGCUGAAGGUCCUUUCUCACAAUCUGUGCACAUUGUUGAAUGUUCCUCAUGAUCCAGUGGCCUUAGAAGAGCAUUUUAGGGAUGAUGAUGAAGGACCUGUUUCUAAUCAGGGUUAUAUGCCUUAUUUAAAUAGAUUCAUCUUGGAAAAGGUUCAAGACAAUUUUGACAAAGUUGAAUUCUAUAAAAUGUGCUGGACUCUGAGUGCCAAAAAAAACCUCACAAAAAGUACCUUACUCAUUACUGAUGAUGAUGCUUUUAAAGUAUGGGUCAUCUUCAAUUUCCUGUCUGAGGACAAAUAUCCAUUAAUCAUUGUGCCAGAAGAGAUUGAAUACUUGCUUAAGAAGCUGACAGAAGCAAUGGGAUUAGGUUGGCAUCAAGAACAGUUUGAACAUUACAAGAUCAGUUUGGAUGCCAAUUGGGAAGGUCUUUCUGCUUGGGAAUUGAUUGAGCUCAUUGGAAGUGGUCGGUUUAGCAAAGGGAUGGACAGACCAACAGUGUCCAUGGGCAUUAGUGAAGUCUUCAGUGAACUUAUAUUAGAUGUGUUAAAACAGGGUUAUAUGUGGAAGAAGGGUCACAAAAGGAAAAACUGGACAGAACGUUGGUUUGUUUUAAAACCAAAUGUUAUAUCGUACUAUGUUAGUGAAGAUUUAAAAGACAAAAGAGGAGACAUUGCACUGGACGGCAACUGUACUGUAGAGGCCUUGCCUGACAAAGAUGGCAAAAAAUGUCUCUUCCUUAUAAAAAGCUUAGAGAAAUGUUUUGAGAUUAGUGCCUCUGAUAAGAAGAAGAAACAGGAAUGGAUUCAAGCCAUUCAGACAACUGUAAAUCUGCUAAAAUUAAAAAGCCCUUCACCUCAUAAAGAGGCACGCCAGAAACGGAAAGAAUUACGUAAAAAACUGCAGGCUGAACAAGCAGAAUUGGAGAAGCAAAUGAAGGAGCUCCAAAUAGCAAAUGAAAAUAAGCAGAAGGAACUGGAAACCGUCCGAAAGCAACUAGAAGAGGCAGCAGCACGAGCUUCGGAGGAAGAGAAGAAACGUCUGCAGACCCAAAUGGAAUUACAAGAUCGAUUCAGUCUUGAACUGGAGAGAGAGAAAAUGGUAAGACAGAAAAUGGAAGAGCAGGUUGCUCAGAAAUCAUCUGAGCUGGAGCAAUACUUACUGAGAGUCAAGGAACUUGAGGAAAUGUAUAAGCAGCUACAGGAAGCUUUGGAGGAUGAAAAACAAGCACGUCAAGAUGAGGAAACGGUCAGGAGACUUCAGGCCAGGCUACUAGAAGAAGAGACAGCCAAGAGAGCAGACCUGGAAAAGUGGCACUUAGAGCAGCAACAGACCAUUCAGGUGACUGAGGCAGAAAAGCAAGAGUUGGAAAACCAGAGGAAAAUGAAGGAACAUGCUCUACAGGUUGCCAUGCAGCAGUUGGAACAGCUGGAAUUGGAGAGGAAGCAAGCCUUUGAACAAUAUGAGGAGGUAAAGAAGAAAUUGGAAGUAGCAGCAAGCAAAACCAAAAGUUGGAAAGAUCGAGUAGCUCAUCAUGAGGGAUUAAUUCGAUUAAUUGAACCAGGUUCCAAGAAUCCUCAUUUGAUCACUAAUUGGGGACCAGCAGCCUUCACUGAAGCUGAACUUGAGCAAAGAGAGAAGAGUUGGAAAGGGAAAAGGGGCACUUCUGAUUAGUGAACAUGGCUGAAAUACAUUGGGGGCAGUAGAGAGCAGAAAUCUGAUAGUUAAAUAAAAUAUUGUUAUACCAAUUUAUUGUAUCUACUGCAAGUUAGUUAAGAUAUAUAAAGAUGUUAGAUACAAAAUAGAAAUUCUACUUCAUGCCAUGAAUUAUAAGAGAAUUUGUGAAGAGUGCUAAAUGUCUGCAUAAAUUGUUUGAAUAAUUGUGUGCAGUUAAUGAAAAUUUAAAUGCUGUAAUUUGAAGUGUGUUUUUUUUAAAUUUGGAAUUGGACAAGUUGAAUGAAUUAGAACACAUUGGGAGUAUUGUGAGCCUUUUUACCCAUGUUGUUAUCCUAGGCUGAUUAGAAAGCUAUGAACUUACGCCACUAGUUUUAUAUUUGGGGCAGUAAAAGUUUAUGUGAAUGUAGGAGGAUUGUUAUCUUUGGUAGAUCCAGGCCAAAGAUGCAUGGAGAAACAUACCAGUUUGGAUCAAUGGGUCUGUAUAUCAGUGGCUCAAUGUAUCAGUGUGUGACUGAAAUGCUUUUCUCAUAUAAAUAUAGAAUAUAUUCUCAAGUGGUAAUUUCAGUUUCAUAAUAAUCCUGUAGUUUGAAAGGGAGAAAAACAAAGAAAAAUUAAACAGCCUACAGCCUCCUUUUGAUUUUUUAUUAUUACACUAAUAGCCUGAAGAGAAUAGAUAGCUGAAUAUCCUGAUUCAGAAAUUCAUAGUCCAGUCUUGGCAAUGUGAGAGAGAUUCUUCUGCAAAAACAUGCAUAGGGUUAUACUUUUGGUCAACCAAUUGAUUACAGAUAUCAGCUCAUGCAAAUUAAUAAUCUAGCCUUGUUCACCAAAUUUCCUUGAUUUCCUAUACAGUCCAUAAUGUAACUGCUAAAUUUUUUUGAGGUUAAAUGUAACAUUAAUAUAUUAGACUUAACAAGUAUUUAAGUUUAUAAUAUUAUCAGUAGAUUCUCUAUAGCUUAAUUAUUUCUGGAAUAAAAUAUUACUUUGAAAAAGAGCCAGCCAAUCAAUUGUGGAAAUCAUUAGGAGAAUCAUGCAAAUUCUAUCAAAUGAGUCCCCAUUCAUUUAAUUAAGAAUUAUGGAAUUCUCAUAUAAGCCAACUUGAAAUAAGCAAAAUGUGCAGCAGAAGUAAUGCUGACAGAGUUGGGAAGCUCAAAAUUUGGGCCUUUUCAAGAGGAGAAACAGGUAGGUAGGCAAAGCUGAUCUCAGAUAUCAUCUUCCAAGGAGGAAGGAAUCUUGGAUUACUUGUUUGUUUUUGUUUUUAAACUGUGUUGUGGUUUUAUUAAUGAUGGUUGGUGUCUCUUGUAAGAAUUUGUGUCCAAAAAAGGCAAAAAUAAAAUGAAAUAGCAAAAUAACUUUCAAAAUAAGAAAUGAGCAAAUGAGGUUGGUAAAAUGAGUACCCAGCUUGCUGGGGAAGGUGACUAUUGGGGAAGGCAAUGGCCAACCGCCCUGCUCUAUAGUCUGCCAAGAAAACGUCGCAAAAGUGGCGUCCCCCCAAAGGGUCAGACAUGACUCGGUGCUUGUACAGGGGACCUUUCAUCUUCAGACGGAUUAUAACAGCGUUAGCUUCUUUGUGUGGUUAGUUCUGGUUUUUGGGAGUGAUAUUGCAUCACUUCACGGAGCUGCCUUGACUCUGAUCACUGGAGCAACUGAUACCAUGUAUCAAAGGAAAGCUACGGGCUUUGCUUUGGGCCCCCCGGCAAAGCAUAGAAAUAGGCCCCUUCACAUUAGUGGAAAUAAUUUCUGUGUAUGCAAAGUAAAUAGUCAUAUACAGUAUGGCACCUGGAGUGGGGGACUGUUUCGUUUUAUGAAGCUAUAUCAAAGGAAGAUAUCACUGAAGGUUCAUCAAAGUGAAGCGUCAAUUUGAGGCUUUGCACAAGCCUUCAUUUUUGUUUUGUUGUAUUUUGCUAACUGAAAAGUGUUUAUGAAGUGACUUCAACCUGUUCAUGAGUAUUAUUAAUACUAGGUUUCCUUAAAUGUGUAGUUACUGUACAGUAAUCAUUUCUUUUUAUGCUGUUGGAUAGGAAUCGACAGUGCUAGGAGUGUUGUAUUCUGGUGCAUUCUGAGAAACCAGUUGAGAUAUAUUUAUCAUGUCCGAACUACCAAGUCAUUACUUUAAUUUACAUUAGUUAAGCUAUUUUUUUGUGCUAAUUACUGUUGGGCCAAAUUAAGGAACUGCCAAUUUUUCGUGUGUUCCAUUUUGUUUUUGCUUUAGUAUUUGUUAAAAUAAAUAAAUAAUAACUUUAA
Molecule: messenger RNA, 4334 nt
Organism: Candoia aspera
Lineage: Eukaryota; Metazoa; Chordata; Lepidosauria; Squamata; Candoiidae
Gene: SWAP70
Product: switching B cell complex subunit SWAP70
Exons: 12
Coding region: 330-2090 (586 amino acids)
Cellular component (GO): nucleus; cytoplasm
Molecular function (GO): calcium ion binding
Source: RefSeq, a predicted model, not a curated record